AUAGGACUUUCAACUUCCGGCCCGAGCGUGACUUUAACAAAGCGCUUUUGCGCACAAACUAAAGUUAGUGUGACGCGUCCAAGUGUAAUAAAAAGUGCUUUUAGGUCAGUCUGCGGGGAAGAAAGGCAGUUUGAAAUGAGCAGUUGACGGCCGCUCGAAGCCGCCACCCCGAGUGAUGGACCGGGCCUCCACGAGUCCACAACGCAGUCCCGUACGUGCCGGUGACGUCACCCGAAUCACGUCUUUGUGCGCCGUGGGCCCUUUGAAACGGGACACUUUACCUCGCCGAUAUAAACCCUGGCGGAGGUCGUCAGCCGCGCACACGCACACGCACAGGCACAGGCAGCAUGUUUGUGGCUGUAGACAACAGACAAGUUCCGGACAGAGCCCGCGGCUCCCUGGCCAUGCAGACCCUCUGCAGGACCCCCGCCCGCCCGGUGGCCUCCUUCCUGCCGGUGGUCGUCGGCCCCGCCCCUCCUGUGGUGGCACCGGGCCCCGCCGGGUCCGCUCGCAACGCCUCCGCCCGCUGGACGGCCAAGCCGCGCUCCGGACCUCAGAUCCAGAACGUCACGUCGUCCGUUAAGCUGGGCUGCGACCUGGACUUGGAGUUCAUCGCACGCAACUCUUGGAACGUGCAGCACCUGUCCAGGGUCUUCAAGUCCCUGGUCAUGAAGAUCCGGAAGCCCCAGACCACGGCCAGGAUCUUCCAGUCGGGCAUCUUGUUCUGCACGGGGGCCAAGAGCGAGGACGAGUCCAGGGUGGCCGCCAGGAAGUUUGCCUUCAAGGUUCUCAAGCUGGGCUACCCGGUCCGCUUCCUGGACUUCAAGGUCCUCAACAUCGGGGGAACUUGCAAGACCUUCCCCAUCAAUCUGGAGGAUCUCUUCCUGGCCCACCAAGACCACUGCAGCUAUGAACCAGAGCUGUUUCCUGCGCUCCAGUACAACUUUCGACCCGGCAUGACAGCCUCCAUCUUUUCGUCAGGGUCCAUCUCGCUGGUUGGGGCCAAAACGGAAGCAGAAUUUUACAGCGCCUUCAAGACCCUGGACUCCAUCCUGGUCAGCUUCAGAAGGAUGUGAGGCCCCCAAGACCCCCCCCCCGCCCAGUACGCCUAGUGUUAGCAUGUAGCAUUAGCAACAUGACAGGUAAACGUACAGUCCUGGUCAAAAGUUUACAUACACGUGUAAAGAACAUAAUGUCAUGGCUGUCUGCAGUUGCUAAUCCCAGAAACACCAUCCCUACUGUCAAGCAUGGUGGUGGUAGUAUUAUGCUCUGGGCCUGUUUUGCUGCCAAUUGAACUGCUGCUUUAAAUGGGACAAUGAAAAAGGAAGAUGAGCUCCAAAUUGUUCAGGACAAGCUAAAACCGUCAGCCCGGAGGUUGGGUCUUGGGCGCAGUUGGGGUUCCAACAGGACAAUGACCUCAAAAGUGGUAAAGGAAUGGCUAAAUCAGACUAGAAUGAAGGCUUUUAGAAUGGCCUUCCCAAAGUCCUGACUUAAAGGCGUGGACAAUGCUGAAGAAACAAGUCCCAUGUCAGAAAAGCAAGACAUUUAGUUGAACUGCAGCAGUUUUGUGGUGAAAAAUGUAAGCAGAAGCUACCAAAAGUGCCUUAUUGCAGUGAAAGUGUCAGAACCUGGACUAUGGGGUUUGUUUUUCCGGGAUGCUAAGGAAAGUUGGAGCGAGCAAGGCGUGAAGGUAAUGACAUCGUUUAUUUUAACAUAACUACAACAAAAGAAGCAAACAAAAGGCGCGAGGAGAACAAACUUGACUAAUGAAACAAAACUUGCACAAAGGCAGAAACUAUGAACAAUAAACAGACACUGACUUGGCAUGGAACUAUGAAACAAGCUAGCAUAGCAUGAAGCAGAGUGGAACUAGCAUGGCAUGAAGCAGAGUGGAACUAGCAUGGCAUGAAGUAGAGUGGAGCUAGCAUGGCAUGAAGCAGAGUGGAGCUAGCAUGGCAUGAAACAGAGUGGAGCUAGCAUGGCAUGAAGCAGGGUGGAGCUAGCAUGGCAUGGACCAGAGUGGAGCUAGCAUGGCAUGAAGCAGAGUUAAGCUAGCAUGGCAUGAAGCAGAGUGGAGAUAGCAUGGCAUGAAGCAGAGUGGAGAUAGCAUGGCAUGAAGCAGAGUGGAGAUAGCAUGGCAUGAAGCAGAGUGGAGCUAGCAUGGCAUGAAGCAGAGUUAAGCUAGCAUGGCAUGAAGCAGAGUGGAGAUAGCAUGGCAUGAAGCAGAGUGGCGCUAGCAUGGCAUGAAGCAGAGUGGAGCUAGCAUGGCAUGAAGCAGAGUGGAGCUAGCAUGGCAUGAAGCAGAGUGGCGUUAGCAUGGCAUGAAGUAGAGUGGAGCUAGCAUGGCAUGAAGCAGAGUGGAACUAGCAUGGCAUGAAGCAGAGUGGAGCUAGCAUGGCAUGAAGCAGAGUGGAACUAGCAUGACAUGAAGCAGAGUGGAGCUAGCAUGGCAUGAAGCAGAGUGGAGCUAGCAUGGCAUGAAGCAGAGUGGAGCUAGCAUGGCAUGAAGCAGAGUGGAGCUAGCAUGGCAUGAAGCAGAGUGGAGCUAGCAUGGCAUGAAGCAGAGUGGAGCUAGCAUGGCAUGAAGCAGAGUGGAGCUAGCAUGGCAUGAAGCAGAGUGGAGCUAGCAUGGCAUGAAGCAGAGUGAAGCUAGCAUGGCAUGAAGCAGAGUGGAACUAGCAUGGCAUGAAGCAGAGUGGAGCUAGCAUGGCAUGAAGCAGAGUGGAGCUAGCAUGGCGUGAAGCAGAGUGGAGCUAGCAUGGCGUGAAGCAGAGUGGAGCUAGCAUGGCAUGAAGCAGAGUGGAGCUAGCAUGGCAUGAAGCAGAGUGAAGCUAGCAUGGCAUGAAGCAGAGUGGAGCUAGCAUGGCAUGAAGCAGAGUGGAGCUAGCAUGGCAUGAAGCAGAGUGGAGCUAGCAUGGCGUGAAGCAGAGUGGAGCUAGCAUGGCGUGAAGCAGAGUGGAGCUAGCAUGGCAUGAAGCAGAGUGGAACUAGCAUGGCAUGAAGCAGAGUGGAGCUAGCAUGGCAUGAAGCAAAGUGGAGCUAGCAUGGCAUGAAGCAGAGUGGAGCUAGCAUGGCAUGAAGCAGAGUGGAACUAGCAUGGCAUGAAGCAGAGUGGAGCUAGCAUGGCAUGAAGCAGAGUGGAGCUAGCAUGGCAUGAAGCAGAGUGGAGCUAGCAUGGCAUGAAGCAGAGUGGAGCUAGCAUGGCAUGAAGCAGAGUGGAGCUAGCAUGGCAUGAAGCAGAGUGGAGCUAGCAUGGCAUGAAGCAGAGUGGAACUAGCAUGGCAUGAAGCAGAGUGGAGCUAGCAUGGCAUGAAGCAGAGUGGAACUAGCAUGGCGUGAAGCAGAGUGGAACUAACAUGGCAUGAAGCAGAGUGGAACUAACAUGGCAUGAAGCAGAGUGGAGCUAGUAUGGCAUGAAGCAGAGUGGAACUAGCAUGGCAUGAAGCAGAGUGGAGCUAGCAUGGCAUGAAGCAGAGUGGAGCUAGCAUGGCAUGAAGCAGAGUGGAGCUAGCAUGGCGUGAAGCAGAGUGGAGCUAGCAUGGCGUGAAGCAGAGUGGAGCUAGCAUGGCAUGAAGCAGAGUGGAACUAGCAUGGCAUGAAGCAGAGUGGAGCUAGCAUGGCAUGAAGCAAAGUGGAGCUAGCAUGGCAUGAAGCAGAGUGGAGCUAGCAUGGCAUGAAGCAGAGUGGAGCUAGCAUGGCAUGAAGCAGAGUGGAGCUAGCAUGGCAUGAAGCAGAGUGGAGCUAGCAUGGCAUGAAGCAGAGUGGAGCUAGCAUGGCAUGAAGCAGAGUGGAGCUAGCAUGGCAUGAAGCAGAGUGGAGCUAGCAUGGCAUGAAGCAGAGUGGAACUAGCAUGGCAUGAAGCAGAGUGGAACUAGCAUGGCAUGAAGCAGGGUGGAGCUAGCAUGGCAUGAAGCAGAGUGGAACUAGCAUGGCAUGAAGCAGAGUGGAACUAGCAUGGCAUGAAGCAGAGUGGAACUAGCAUGGCAUGAAGCAGAGUGGAGCUAGCAUGGCAUGAAGCAGAGUGGAGCUAGCAUGGCAUGAAGCAGAGUGGAGCUAGCAUGGCAUGAAGCAGAGUGGAGCUAGCAUAGCAGGACAUGAGUAGAAGUAAAGUCGCCAAGCUGACUUCCUGGCAACUUUGGCUUUAAAUAAUAGACAUGAUUAGUGACAGGUGUGCGCGUGCAAAACGUGAGACAGGUGCGUGACAUGAGGACAGGUGAAAACUAAUGGGUAGUCAUGGAAACAAAACAAACAAGGAAGUGCAAAAACAGGAAACAAUGGAGUCUUAAGCCAAACAGAACAUAACUAAACAAAACACGACCUGACAGAAACUUGCCAAGGGACAUGUCACCAAAUAUUAACAUCGCUGUACGUAUACUUUUGACCCAUUUUCAGUAAAGCCAUAAUAAAAUCAUAAAAGAAGCAAACUUCAUGAAUGUUUUAGUGAGUAACAAGUAUGUGCUGCCAUCACUACGUCACAAAAACAUAAAAGUUGUAGAAAUGAUUGGAAAGUCAAGACAGCCAUGACGUCAUGUUCUUUACACCUGGACGUAAACUUUUGAGCAGGACUGUACGUCACACAUUUGACGACACUCCAAACUGGAGCAUGAGCAAUAUUAUUAUGAUUAGUCAGUUAUUAAUUAUAAUAGUUCUAAUAAGUUAUUAGUUAUAAGAAGUUGUUAGUUUGAGGCUCGUAAUGAAGUACAAGUUGAUCAAUGUGAGGGAAUAAAGGCAGCAAUGACAA
Molecule: messenger RNA, 4741 nt
Organism: Nerophis ophidion (straightnose pipefish)
Lineage: Eukaryota; Metazoa; Chordata; Actinopteri; Syngnathiformes; Syngnathidae
Exons: 7
Coding region: 348-1076 (242 amino acids)
Biological process (GO): DNA-templated transcription initiation
Molecular function (GO): RNA polymerase II general transcription initiation factor activity; DNA binding
Source: RefSeq, a predicted model, not a curated record